AACGUUUUUUUAAGGAAACCAAAUUAAAAAAAACGUCACAUCCUCCAAAAAAAACGCCAUAUAAAUAUAAAUACAGAUAUUAAUUUUAUUCAAAAAAUUAAAAUUAUUAAUAUUAAAAAAUUUCCAGAUUUCAUUACAGAGAGAUCGGAGAACUCCAUUAAUGGGUUCUCUACCAAUGACGUUGCCGGAGCUCAAUUUUCCGGACUCAUCAUCUAAACAAUCCUCCAUUAACGAAACCACACUCCUCAACCUCUUCAAAUCUCAACAAAACCACCUCAAUUUCUUCUUCAACAAUCUCAACAUUUCCCAAACCCUAGCAUUCACCAAAACCCUCCUCGAUUCCACCGGCACCGUCUUCUUCUCCGGCGUAGGAAAGUCUGGCUUCGUCGCCAAGAAGAUUUCCCAGACUCUCGUUUCUCUAGGUGUUCCCUCUGGAUUUCUCUCUCCGGUGGAUGCACUCCAUGGUGAUAUUGGGAUUGUGAGUAAGAGAGAUGUUUUGGUUUUGUUUAGUAAGUCUGGGAAUACUGAUGAGCUUUUGAGACUUGUUCCUUGUGCUAAGGCGAAAGGGGCUUAUUUGAUCUCGGUUACUUCUGUUGAGGGUAAUGCUCUUGCUGCGGUUUGUAAUAUGAAUGUGCAUUUGCCUUUAGAGAGAGAGCUUUGUCCUUUUGAUUUGGCUCCUGUGACUUCGACUGCGAUUCAGAUGAUUUUUGGGGAUACUGUGGCGAUUGCGCUUAUGGGUGCUAGGAAUUUGACCAGGGAAGAGUAUGCUUGUAAUCAUCCCGCUGGUCGGAUCGGUAAAAGUCUCAUCUUUAAGGUUACAGAUGUAAUGAAGAAACAAGAUGAGUUACCUGUUUGUAAAGAGACAGAUCUUAUAAUGGAUCAACUAGUUGAGCUAACAAGUAAAGGGUGUGGAUGCCUACUCGUUAUCGACCAAGAUUAUCAUUUGAUGGGUACUUUCACAGAUGGUGAUCUUCGUCGUACUCUCAAGGCAAGCGGUGAAGCCAUCUUCAAACUCACUGUUGGAGAAAUGUGUAACAGGAACCCGAGAACCAUUAGUCCAGAUGCAAUGGCUGUAGAAGCCAUGAAAAAGAUGGAAGCUCCACCAUCACCUGUACAGUUCUUGCCUGUUGUCGACCACGAAAACCGAGUAAUGGGAAUCGUCACUCUGCAUGGAUUAGUUUCUGCUGGUUUAUAAUAUGUGUGAUUCUUUUUCAUCCAUUGAAUUAGAUUAUAUUCUUUUACCAGUUAUUCUUUUAUAACAUACACUCAAAUAUUUAUUAUAUUAUAGGAACUCAAUCCCCCUUAAGUGAGGGGUUCAAGUUUAUUGUAUUGUAUUGUGUUAGUAUAUGUCUUAUAUACUAUAAAUACAGAGAAUUAUUUUAACAAUGUCAUCACUUAUCUGUAAUAAUAAGAAUUUGUACUGUUCUUGUGACUGAA
Messenger RNA from Cannabis sativa, 1437 nucleotides. Its product is annotated as probable arabinose 5-phosphate isomerase. Gene Ontology annotation, biological process: carbohydrate metabolic process; carbohydrate derivative metabolic process. Gene Ontology annotation, molecular function: isomerase activity; carbohydrate derivative binding. Bases 161 to 1195 code for a protein of 344 amino acids. The transcript is spliced from 3 exons. NCBI's taxonomy places the organism in Eukaryota, Viridiplantae, Streptophyta, Magnoliopsida, Rosales, Cannabaceae. The record is from RefSeq and is a predicted model, not a curated record.